AUGGUUCGCACCGCUACCAUUGCAUCGCUGCUGCUUGCUAGCGCUGCGCCUACCCUAGCUGCUGUCCAGGCGCGCAAUGCUGUUCCAGGCGCAUACAUUGUCGAGUUUGAAGAUGGCCAUGAUACUAAGCCCGUCCUCGAUGCCAUCAACAAGGAGGGCGAGCGCCGCCUCGAUCUCAACUUUGAGCUGUUCAAGGGUAUGUCUAUCCAGCUCAAGGAUGUCAAGAGCGCCGAAAACAGCGCCGACAAGCUGGCCGCCAUGCCUGCUGUCAAGGCUGUCUACCCAGUCACUACUGUCUCGCUGCCUGAUGUCAAGGUCAACUGGGUUGCCAACAACGGUCAACCCGUCGAACCCGCAACCCUGCGAAGACGAGACGAUGCCCCGGUCGAUGACAGCAAGGAUACGUUUGCUCCCCACGUCAUGGUUCAAGUUGACAAGCUUCGCGCAAAGAACAUUCGAGGCAAAGGCAUCAAGAUUGCUGUUGUUGAUACCGGCAUUGACUACACCCACCCCGCCCUCGGUGGUUGCUUCGGCCCCGGAUGUUUGGUAGAGAGUGGUUUUGAUCUUGUCGGCAAGGACUACGAUGCCGACGGCUUCCAUACUCCUCAGCCUGGCAAGGACCCCAUGGACUGCCUUGGCCAUGGAACCCACGUUGCUGGUAUCAUCGCCGCACAGGCCACCCAUGCGUUCAACUUCACCGGUGUUGCCCCUGAUGUUAAGCUGAUGGCUUACAAGGUGUUUGGAUGCGUUGACAGCACUUCCAGCGACGUUCUGGUGGCCGCUUUCAACCGCGCCUACGAGGACGGCGCACAAAUUAUCACGGCAUCUAUUGGUGGACCCGCUGGCUGGUCCGAAGAUGCUUACGCCGUCGCUGCGUCGCGCAUUGCUGAAAAGGGCGUGCCUGUGACCAUCUCGGCCAGUAACUCUGGUGACAAGGGCGUCUACUUUGGCAGCUCUGGUGCAAGCGGCAAGUUGGUCAAUGCUGUUGCCAACUUUGAAGUCACGGAUGUGCCUUUUCUUACCCUCUCUGCCAAUAUCAUCUCUGACGUCAACUCAACUGUCAAUCUUGUGCAGUCCAAGCCUGCGCUUGAGAAUGUUGAGCUGCCCAUGUACGCGAUGGGUGUGGACCCCAAAGAGGCUGUCGAUGGCUGCACUAUUCCUGACUCGACGCCCGACCUGAGUGGCAAGGUCGUCUUGGUCCAACGCGGUACCUGCGCCUUUUCCGCCAAGGAAGCCAACAUAGCUGCCAAGGGCGGCAAGUACAUGCUGGUAUACAACAACGCUCCUGGUGUGCCUAUUUCCAUGGCUCUUAGCACUCCCCCCCUGGUUCAGGGUGCGGCCAUGAUUACCGACGUUGAUGGCAAGGCUAUCUUUGAUAAAAUCAAGACUGGCGUGCCUGUCACGUUCAAGAUGGGCAAGAACGCCCCGAUUGGCUACACGGUGAAUCCUGACCCUGUCAAGGGCGGCUCUGUCUCAACCAGCUCCUCCUGGGGCCCUACCUGGGAAAACGAGAUGAAGCCGCAGUUUGGUGGUGUUGGUGGCUCGAUCCUGUCGACUUACCCCGUCGCCCUGGGCUCCUAUGCUUCGCUCUCUGGUACCUCCAUGUCUUGCCCUCAACUUGCUGGUAUUGUGGCGCUCAUUGCUGAAGCCCGCGGCACCUUUGAUCCAGUGACUAUCCGCAACCUGUUGGCUGCCAAUGCCAACCCGCAAAUCUUCAACACAGGUUCCGGUUUCAAGACUGGACUUGCCCCUGUUCCUCAGCAAGGCGCCGGUCUGGUGCAGGCCUAUGAUGCUGCCUUUGCCACAACGCUCCUCGAGCCCGCUGGCCUGUCCUUCAACGAUACCGCUCACUUUACCAAGUCCAAGGACAUGAAGAUUAGCAACGUCGGAAAGGUGUCUGUCACCUACUCGCUGAGCCACGUCCCCGCAUUGACCGUCUACGCAUACAACACCCAACCUUAUAUGGCGGCCUUCCCCAACACUAUUGUCAACUCGGCCGCUACUCUGGAGCUGAGCACCAAGGAGUUCACCCUCGCACCUGGGGAGACCAAGACUGUGACGGUUUCUCCCACCCCUCCCCAAGGUGUUGAUCCCUCUCGCGUUGGUGUCUGGUCGGGCUACGUUGCCAUCAACGGCACCGACGGCACCUCUCUGUCUAUUGCCUAUCAGGGUACCACUGGCACUCUGCACGACCACGCCGCUCUGGCGUCCAACGACGAUAUCUGGUUCACCAGACGUGGAACCAACGAUGCCCCCAUCUCGACCAACGAGACAUGGGUGCUUCCCGCUCCCGGCAACGCCAAGGAGCCUGGAAACUUGCCCUACCUUGUGCACAAGCUGGCCACUGGUUCACGCAAGAUCAUGGCCCAUCUCAAGCCCAUGACGACUUGCCCUCCCAAGAACAUGACGACGGAAUUCAUGGGCGAGAAGACGAUUGGCCAGCCCGAUGGAUUCCCUGCCUUCUGGAAGUCUCGCGGCAACGAGGAGUAUGUGUUCACUGGCAAACUUGCUGACGGCAACUACGCGCCUCCCGGCAAGUACAAGAUUAUUGUCCGCGCUCUUCGCAUCUUUGGCGAUGAGAAGAACGACCACGACUGGGAUGUUGCCGAGUCACCUUCGUUCCGUUUCAAGUAUGCUUAA
This is a messenger RNA of [Torrubiella] hemipterigena, 2640 nucleotides long. Lineage: Eukaryota; Fungi; Ascomycota; Sordariomycetes; Hypocreales; Clavicipitaceae. The record is from the annotation of a GenBank genome assembly.